AUGAAUAUUGUCGAAUGGGCAUUUGGCAAGCGCAUGACGCCAGCGGAGCGUCUUCGCAAACACCAACGGGCCCUCGAUCGAACGCAGCGUGAACUGGAUCGCGAGCGCACAAAGUUGGAGAACCAAGAGAAGAAACUGGUGCAGGAUAUCAAGAAGAGCGCCAAGAAUGGCCAGAUUGGAGCUUGCAAGAUCCAGGCUAAGGACUUGGUUCGGACGAGACGGUAUAUCCAGAAAUUCUACCAAAUGCGCACACAAUUACAGGCCAUCUCGCUUCGCAUCCAGACCGUUCGGAGCAAUGAGCAGAUGAUGCAGUCGAUGAAGGGCGCAACGAUGCUGUUGGGCAGCAUGAAUAGGCAAAUGAACCUCCCGGCCCUACAGCGCAUCACGAUGGAAUUCGAACGCGAGAACGAAAUCAUGGAUGAACGACAGGAGAUGAUGGAUGACGCGAUUGAUGAGGCAACCGGCAUGGAGGAUGACGAAGCGGAAGGCGAGGAUAUUGUCAAGGAAGUCCUUGAUGAAAUCGGUGUCGACUUGACUCAGGCGCUGGGUGAGACACCGUCGGGCGAGAUACACAAAGAAACUACAGGCGGAACUCGGGUUGCUCAGGCUAUCGGCGGUGGUGGUGGGCCGGGUGACGCUGGUGAUGACGACCUUCAAGCCCGUCUGGACAGCCUCAGACGAUGA
Molecule: messenger RNA, 684 nt
Organism: Penicillium cataractarum
Lineage: Eukaryota; Fungi; Ascomycota; Eurotiomycetes; Eurotiales; Aspergillaceae
Product: ESCRT-III subunit protein DID4
Exons: 5
Coding region: 1-684 (227 amino acids)
Biological process (GO): endosome transport via multivesicular body sorting pathway; late endosome to vacuole transport; protein transport
Cellular component (GO): ESCRT III complex; multivesicular body
Source: RefSeq, a predicted model, not a curated record